GAAUAAUCGUUCGCUAUUGUGGGACUGCGAAGUAAAAUAAUAUUGGAGGAAAAUAAAACCAUUAAAAUACGUUGCCGUUUCCUGUGGAGUUGACACAGCUGAUAUGGGACGAGAGUCGAGGCACUACCGAAAGCGGUCGGCCUCCCGGGGCCGGUCGGGCAGCCGGUCGAAGAGCCGCUCUCCGGAGAAGCGCUCGAAGCGCGAGGACAGGGCUGGCUCCCGUAACCGCGACCGCGACCGCGGCAGGAGAGAGCGGUCGCGCAGCAGGGACCGCCGCCGCUCACGAUCCCGCGACAGGAAGCGGCCCAGGCGCUCCAGGAGCAGGGAGAGGAGGCGCAGCCGCAGUCGGGAGCGUAGGAGGAGCCGCAGCAGGCACAGGUCUGCCAGCCCGAGCAAGAGCCGCAAGAACGAGGACCGGUCCAAGAGUAAGGAAAGAUCUGACAACCCCGAGCAGUCCGCAGAGAAGAAGAAGAUUAAGGAAGAGAAGGAGGAAGAGAAGGUUGAAGAUCAGCAGGACUUUGACCAGAACCGGCUGGAGGAGGAGAUGAGGAAGAGGAAGGAGCGGGUGGAAAAGUGGCGGGAGGAGCAGAGGAGGAAGGCCAUGGAGAACAUCGGCGAGCUGAAGAGGGAGCUGGAGGAGAUGAAGCAGGGCAAGAAGUGGAGUCUGGAGGACGAUGACGAUGACGAUGAGGAGGCCCCGGCCCCCGUGGAGCCGGAGGAGGAAGAGGAGGCCACGGCGGCCGUUCCCGAGGAGGCCACGCCCAUGGAGGAGGAGGUGGGCGAGGAGGUGGACCCGCUGGACGCCUACAUGGAGGAGGUGAAGGAGGAGGUGAAGAAGUUCAACAUGGGCUCCAUGCGCGGCGGAGACAAGAAGGGGGUGAUGAAGGUGACCAAGGUGAUGACGGUUGUCACCACGAAGAAGGCCCCACACACCACCAAGAAGAAGGGAGAGCUGAUGGAGAAUGACCAGGACGCCAUGGAGUACUCCUCGGAGGAAGAGGAAGUGGACCUGCAGACGGCGCUGACCGGCUACCAGACCAAGCAGCGGAAGGUUCUGGAGCCCGUGGAUCACAAGAAGAUCGAGUACGACCCUUACCGCAAGAACUUCUACGUGGAGGUGCCAGAGCUGGCCAAGAUGACACCGGAGGAGGUGAACGUGUACAGGCUGGAGCUGGAGGGUAUCACAGUGAAGGGGAAAGGGUGCCCCAAACCCAUAAAAACCUGGGUGCAGUGCGGGACCUCCAUGAAGAUCCUGUGCGCCCUCAAAAAGCACAGCUACGAGAAGCCCACGCCCAUCCAGACCCAGGCCAUUCCCGCCAUCAUGUCCGGGCGUGACCUGAUCGGCAUCGCCAAGACCGGCAGCGGGAAGACCAUCGCCUUCCUCCUGCCCAUGUUCCGCCACAUCCUGGACCAGAGGCCCCUGGAGGAGGCCGAGGGCCCCAUCGCGGUGAUAAUGACCCCCACCAGGGAGCUGGCUCUGCAGAUCACCAAGGAGUGCAAGAAGUUCUCCAAGCCGCUGGCGCUGAGGGUGGUGUGCGUGUACGGAGGGACCGGGAUCAGUGAGCAGAUCGCUGAGCUGAAGAGAGGGGCGGAGAUCAUCGUCUGUACGCCGGGGAGAAUGAUUGACAUGUUAGGUGCCAACAGUGGGCGGGUCACUAAUCUCCGACGGGUCACGUACGUGGUGGUGGACGAAGCGGACCGGAUGUUCGACAUGGGGUUCGAGCCGCAGGUAAUGCGCAUUGUGGAUAACAUCCGACCGGACCGGCAGACCGUCAUGUUCUCCGCCACCUUCCCGCGGGCCAUGGAGGCCCUGGCCCGGAGGAUCCUGCUCAAGCCCAUCGAGGUGCAAGUGGGAGGCAGGAGCGUCGUCUGCUCCGACGUGGAGCAGCACGUGAUCGUGAUCGAGGAGGAGAAUAAGUUUCUGAAGCUGUUGGAGAUCCUGGGGCAUUACCAGGAGAAGGGCUCGGUCAUCAUCUUCGUGGACAAGCAGGAGCACGCCGACGGGCUGCUGAAGGACCUGAUGAAGGCCUCCUACCCCUGCAUGUCUCUGCACGGAGGAAUCGACCAGUACGACCGGGACAGCAUCAUCAACGACUUUAAGAACGGGGCGUGCCGGCUCAUGGUGGCCACCUCGGUGGCGGCCCGCGGGCUGGACGUGAAGCACCUGAUCCUGGUGGUGAACUACAACUGCCCCAACCACUACGAGGACUACGUGCACCGCGCGGGGCGGACCGGCCGCGCGGGCAACAAGGGGUUCGCGUACACGUUCAUCACGGAGGACCAGGUGCGGUACGCGGGCGACAUUAUCAAGGCCCUGGAACUUUCCGGAUCCCCCGUGCCCAAAGAGCUGGAGCAGCUGUGGCUCAACUUCAAAGACCAGCAGAAAGCGGAGGGGAAGAGCAUCAGGAGCAGCAGCGGGUUCUCGGGGAAGGGCUUCAAGUUCGACGAGACGGAGCACGCCCUCGCCAACGAGCGCAAGAAGCUGCAGAAGGCCGCGCUGGGCCUGCAGGACUCUGACGACGAGGACACCGCGCUGGACAUUGACGAGCAGAUCGAGAGCAUGUUCAACUCUAAGAAGCGGGUGAAGGACCUGUCGGCCCCCGGGGGCGGGGGCGGGGGAGGGGGCGGGGCCUCGGUCAGCGCGGCGGCGGCCGGGGCCCUGGCCGGCCUGGUCAUGCCCUCCGCCGGAAACAUCCAGAAGCUGGAGAUCGCCAAGCGGCUGGCGCUGAAGAUCAACGCCCAGAAGAACCUGGGGGCUGAGGCGCAGGAUGUGAUGCAACAGGCCACCAACGCCAUCCUGCGGGGGGGCACCAUCCUGGCCCCCUCCGUCUCCGCCAAAACCAUCGCCGAGCAGCUGGCGGAGAAGAUCAACGCCAAGCUCAACUACAUCCCCGUGGAGAAGAUGGAGGAGGAGCGGCAGAACGCCGAGCAGUCCGAAACCAUCAAGCGCUACGAGGAGGAGCUGGAGAUCAACGACUUCCCCCAGACGGCGAGGUGGAAGGUCACGUCUAAGGAGGCGCUCCAGCGGAUCGGGGAGUACUCCGAGGCGGCCAUCACCAUCCGGGGAACAUACUUCCCCCCCGGAAAAGAGCCCAAAGAGGGCGAGAGGAAGAUCUAUCUGGCCAUCGAGAGUGCGAACGAGCUGGCCGUGCAGAAGGCCAAAGCUGAAAUCACCAGGCUCAUCAAAGAGGAGCUCAUCAGAUUACAAAACUCCUACCAGCCGACCAGCAAAGGCCGAUACAAGGUCUUAUAGGAGUGUGGAAAUCGAAGCAGGAUAACUGUCUUCAUUAUGUCCAAAAUUUGAUUUCAGAAUAUGUUUUAGUAUAUUUUUAAUGACAGUGCAUUGGACACUGAAUAUUCCCUGUAGCUGACCCCUAGGUCAGCUUCCCUUUCCUGUAGGUACAUGAUCCACUCAGUUAGCGUUUAAGGUGUAGUGCUGUCUGUAUCCACUGAUUGAAAAAGCCUUUUUUUUGUGUCUGUGUAUCAUAUCAUAGACAUCGCUCACUCUGUCAGGGGAUAUGGGUAUUCAACUGGCCAGUUUAAUUGUCUCGAAUACAAACUAUUUUUUAUUCUGUCCGUUUCAAAUGGCAAAUAAAAUGUACAUUACAAACUUGUGUUUCUACCCGGCUCUUUACCCCGAGGUAAGAAAGUUGUACAAUGAGAAUCAAGCUGUUAACGUUUUUUCAGGUUUUUUUCUUUUUUUUCUUUUUAGUGCAAUAAAAUAUUAAAACAAUUUCAUACAUGUGAACGGAACCCUGAUUGAUGGAAUGUGUUUUUUUUUGUUGCUAUUCCCCUGUAAUAAAAAAUGUUCAUUUUA
This is a messenger RNA of Conger conger (European conger), 3817 nucleotides long. RefSeq names its product DEAD (Asp-Glu-Ala-Asp) box polypeptide 46 (gene ddx46). Gene Ontology annotation, molecular function: RNA helicase activity; ATP binding; RNA binding. Lineage: Eukaryota; Metazoa; Chordata; Actinopteri; Anguilliformes; Congridae. Bases 104 to 3253 code for a protein of 1049 amino acids. The transcript is spliced from 23 exons. The record is from RefSeq and is a predicted model, not a curated record.